Molecule: messenger RNA, 4991 nt
Organism: Rhincodon typus (whale shark)
Lineage: Eukaryota; Metazoa; Chordata; Chondrichthyes; Orectolobiformes; Rhincodontidae
Gene: bmp5
Product: bone morphogenetic protein 5
Exons: 7
Coding region: 348-1637 (429 amino acids)
Biological process (GO): SMAD protein signal transduction
Cellular component (GO): extracellular region
Molecular function (GO): cytokine activity; growth factor activity
Source: RefSeq, a predicted model, not a curated record
UGUAGCAUUUUCAGUCCCGCUGUUCCCCUUCUCCACUUUAUCUACCAAGACAGGACCCCAGAGGAUAAGACCUACAGACUGAGGAUUUCUGCUUAAAGGAGGAAACGGACGGCGAAACCAGCAGUGGUUUAACCAGCAAGCUUUAACUAAAGCAAAACUCUCACCAAUGCGGACUGUUCGAGCGGCGACAUGAGCACAUUACCUGCCCGGGACUGUUGACAGUUCAGUUCCGGAGCUGCCCGGGAGUUGACCAUCAGGAAAACCGGGGAUUUAUUGAAAGUUGUAACAGGGAGAAGAAGGUGCACCAAGAAAGAGUAGGUUAGUGGGCACAGCCGGAGAGAAGUGCAAUGGACAGGCUGGCAGCUUGGUGUAAAGUGGCGGGGGGGCUGCUGUGGAUCGGGGCCGUGUUGCUGGGAAGCGGCCAGGGUCACUUCGCUGAUCAGCACGUCCACUCGAGCUUCAUCUACCGGCGCCUGCGGAACCACGAGAGGAGGGAGAUCCAGAGGGAGAUCCUGUCUAUCCUGGGUUUACCUCACCGGCCCAGGCCCUUCUCGGUGGGGAAACACAGCUCGUCCGCCCCGCUCUUCAUGCUCGACCUGUACAACGCGAUGGCGAGUGAGCAGGAGCCGGAGCGUGGGGGGUCCCGGAGUUCGGUACCUUACCGAACCAGCCUGAGCACCCAGCGGCCUCCACUCGCCAGCCUGCACGACACCAACUUCCUUAACGAUGCCGAUAUGGUCAUGAGCUUCGUUAACCUGGUUGAAAGAGACAAGUAUUUUUCUCAUCAACGAAGGCACUACAAGGAAUUCCGAUUUGAUCUCACACAGAUUCCUGAAGGAGAGGCAGUAACAGCAGCAGAAUUCCGAAUUUACAAAGAUCGAAGCAACAGUAGAUAUGAAAAUGACACCUUUAGGAUUACUAUAUAUCAAGUUCUUAAAGAGUAUUCUAACAGAGAUGCCGACCUCUUUCUGCUGGACGACAAGAAAAUCCGCGCGUCUGAUGGAGGAUGGCUUGUCUUUGAUAUCACCGCUACCAGCAAUCACUGGGUCGUAAACCCACAGCACAAUCUGGGCUUGCAACUUUGUGUGGAAAUAAUGGAUGGUCGCACCAUCAAUAUUAGAUCAGCUGGCCUCAUAGGAAGACAUGGACCACAAUCUAAGCAGCCCUUUAUGGUGGCGUUUUUCAAAGCCAGUGAAGUUCUGUUACGUUCCGUGAGGGCUGCCAAUAGUAAACGGAAAAACCAAAACCGAAACAAAUCCAGCAGUUCUCAAGAUUCUUCAAGAUUAUCCAGCCCUGGAGAUUACAACAGCAGUGAGCAGAAGCAAGCUUGCAAGAAGCAUGAACUGUAUGUGAGUUUUCGGGACUUAGGGUGGCAGGAUUGGAUCAUAGCCCCAGAGGGUUAUGCAGCUUUCUACUGUGAUGGAGAGUGCUCUUUUCCACUCAAUGCUCACAUGAACGCUACAAACCAUGCAAUUGUGCAAACACUGGUUCACUUGAUGUUCCCUGACAACGUCCCCAAACCUUGCUGUGCACCAACUAAGCUAAAUGCAAUCUCUGUGUUGUACUUUGAUGACAGUUCAAAUGUAAUAUUAAAGAAAUAUAGAAACAUGGUGGUAAGAUCAUGUGGUUGCCACUAGCUGGCAAUUUCAAAGAGGAAGAGGACCCAAUUAAAAAUACAAUCUUUAAACCAUUCUUAAACUUUUACCAAGUGAUCCCAAAUUGGGUUUGAAGGUGCUUCAUGUACAGUGUUAUGUAUAUAGUACUCAUUGUGCUUGUAAUUUAUUUCUUUCAAUUUAACUACUUUGCUGCGAAAAUUAAAACAGAUGUUCUCAGUCCUUUCUGGUAGUGCACAAAAAAAACAACUGUGGUUGAUUAAAUAUUUAUUCAAUAGAGCUGAAAACUGGUACAUUUUUAGACAAAGCUUUUCUUUAUGAUGCAAACAUUGCGAAGGUGGUAAAUGGUUUUAUUAACUUAUCUGAUUUCCUGCUAUAUAUAUUUUUUUUUUAUAAACAGAGGAAUUUAAAAAUAUUUUUACACACUUCAUCUCUUUCUGAAACUGUACUAUAUAAAAUAUUAGAGAUUAAAAUGUUGUCUAAUUAUUGUCCUAUUCAUUAUGUACUGUAUAUCUACAAACUUGCUGGCUGUUAUACGAUAUAUAUAUGACAAUUUUGCUGAUGAUUAAUUCUUAAUUUCAGAAUCACACUAACUGGUUAUUUGUAUGUAUUCAGUCCGUAAAUUCAAAAUAUUGACACCACUUUGUAGACGCGUUUCCCCUCACUUUGAGAAAGGUAAUGGACAGCUGGAAUGACGUUGGGAUUUUGUCCCAGGGAGUCAUGCGGUGGAAUAUGCAUUUCCCUGGACAAACUGUAAGUCUUGCGUUCUAUCACUAAGCUUCUUCACUGUGAAAUCAGUCAGUAUGAAUAAGCCAAUUUCAAAGGUGACGAAUUGAUGGUUCAGAGCCUUGGACCUAUCUCACCUCAAAUACUGUGUUUGGUUUUGGACACCACUUCUCAGGAAGGAUUCAUUAACCUUGAAGGUUCACCAGAAGGUUACCACAACUUAACAAGUGAAAUCCAAGACUUGGGCCAAUAGAGUUUCUUAUAGGUAAGAGAAUCAUCCCAUCAAAGGCAGGCAAACGUAUGCUAUGGCGGAAUAAGCACGUGUGACUGAUCCACUCCUGUUCUUGUCUUCGUAAGCCCACAUAUCGCAGUUUAGCUAAUGUUUUCUAGUCAAAUUGAAACUGCCUGUGUUUUACUUGUUCUGAACUGGCACAUUUUCCCAAGGCUGAUUGAUCAUGAUUUCAAUGAAUCAUUGGCUAAGAUAGAAGAAAUCUGCUGCAGCCCUAAGCCUGACAAAUUCUAGAAGAGUAGGGUAUGAACAAAAGAUGCUGAUCUUACAUUCUCUUCUGGUCAUGCAGAUGUUAUUGUUCUGGAUAAGACAUAAUGGAAAGGUCAGUGUGUUUCGUUGGGAAUAUCUAUUCUUGCUAUUCAAUCACUAACAGUAAGAUGAAUGCAAUCUAAAUGAUGCAAUUAAAGGCGGUAAUUGGAGAAACAUGGGCUGAAACACAACUACUCAAGACCUUUAAUACAAUGGAAUGGAGGAAUGUAGGUUAAGCACCCAUCGACACCCUCUCCCUACAAUCAAAAUUAUCCAUUUCGGUUUAUGCAGCUGUGAGGAGAUGCCCAAGAUAAAAGUUAUGUCACUGCUUUCUCAUUAGAGAGAGAUGACUGGUGGUGAGUUUAACCUGACGGUCACGAUGCCUUAGGUGAGGGGAGAUGUUGAGAAGGUGGACCUUCAUGGUAACCUUCAGCCAGUGCAAGAAUUGAUGGUUCCGUGGUACAGAGCAGUGGAUAUAGGAAUCGGACCUGCACUGUUAACAUCACUCUGUAUCACAAACCAGGCAUCCAGACAAGUGAGCUAACCAACCCCACUGCAAGUAAAGAACAUUGUGACUUCAACACCCUUUCACACUUCUGACUGUUAUGGUGCAGCAAGAGGCCAUUUAGCCUGUUGCAUCUGUACUGGAUCUUUGCAAGUGUCUUACAAUUGGGAUUACUAGCAUUGCCAAAAUAAAAUUCCCUCUGUCCUUCAAAUGUUUUCUUUUCAAAUGUAUUUAUUAAAAUACCUCUAGGAAGUUAAUAUUGAGUCUACUUCUAUCCCUUUUUCAAACGGCACAUUUGGCUUACACUAACUUGCUGCCUAAAAAUAUAAACUAUCCUCCCUUUUACCUAGUUAUUUGUGCUAAACCUUUGCUUAACUUGGUGUCUUUUCAUAAUUGAUUCUUCAUGUAGGUUAUCUUCAUUUACUCUAACUAAAACCUGUUAAAUUUGACCAUCUCCAUUAAAUCUCCCUUUAACCUUAUCAAUUCUGAAAUCUACAUAACCAAAAUCCAUCAAUAUGUUUUAGUAAAAGUUCUUUAAUAGGAUUGUCUUUUCACAUUAUUAAAUUUGUAUUUCUGCAUAUUUAAUCAUGCAGCAGAGCUAAUUUUCAACUUGAAUUCUCAGAUUAUUUGGCACUGUUCAUGAAUACAAAAGUUAUUUUAAUUUACGUUUAUACAUAAUUUAUAUUAAAAAGGAAUCAGGACACUGUUCUUCAUAGAUGAUUUCUAAUAUUUAAGACUGGUAUUACACUUCCUGAGUUAUUUCUUUAAGUGUGUUGAGACUUUGCAUGUGGAAUAAUUGGUUUAAGUACAAGUUCCAGAACAAUGCUAGAAUUGUGAAAUUUUGGUAUAUGAUCAAAUUGAAAUGACUUGUUUGUACAGACAUGUAGCAUGCCAUUGCAUUUGAAUUUUAAAUAUUCGGAGAUAAAAGAAUAAAAUAAACAUUUAGUUUAAUGUGGCACCUCUUAUGACCUCAGGACAUCUCAAGGCAAUGGUGUACUUUUGAAGUAUAGUUACUGUUACAGUAGAUAACCCAUGGCAGCAAACUCUUACAUACAGCAAUGUGAUAAUGAGCAGGAAAUGGGUUUUUAGGAUUUGGUUCAGGGAUACAUACUCACUGGGACAUUGGACAUAACUCCCCAGCUGCUCUUUGAACUAAUACCAAUUCAGCUUUAAUGUCUUUUUUCAUUUAUCAUUUCAUCUGAAAGAAAGCACCUCUGACAGUGCUGCUCUGGAAUAAUGGCAGAGAUUUUGUGUGCAAGUCUAUGGAGUGGGACUUUAAACCUUCAUUCUUCUGACUCCCUUAGCUCCAUCUCUCACAGACAGCACUGGAUGUAGAGUUUUAAUGAUUUUAUGGCCCUGCUUGAAAGAGUCCUUCACAGAUAUAGAGGAACAAUUUUUUUUUCACUGGUUAUGUUUUUUCAUAUCAGGGAAUGUUUAAAUCUUUAAUAUUAACAUUGUCUAUUUUAGCAGCAUCCUUGUCCCAAAUGGCAAUUAAAUAAUAAAAGACUUUGGAGCUCUGUUUUGUAAGAAAGUCGCAUACCAGUAUUGUAUGUAUGUAUGUAUGUUAUACAGGAAUAUAUUUUCUGGAAUAAAAAUGUCUAAGUGUCAA